Molecule: messenger RNA, 315 nt
Organism: Staurois parvus
Lineage: Eukaryota; Metazoa; Chordata; Amphibia; Anura; Ranidae
Source: the annotation of a GenBank genome assembly
UCAGUGUGUAGCCCCAUCAGUGCCCACCAGUGCUUUGUAUCAGUGCCCAUCAGUGAUUAUCAGUGCUUUGUAUCAGUGCUUUGUAUCAGUGCCCAUCAUGCCGUCUGUCAGUGCCCCUCUGUACUGGCUAUCAGUGUCCAUCAGUGCUGGCUGUCAGUGCUGCCUAUCAAUGCCCAUCAGUGCCGUCUAUCAGUGCUUGUCAGUGUCACAUAUUGGUGCAGCCCCAUCAGUGCCUCCUCAUCAGUGCCCAUCAGUGCAGCCUCAUCAGUGCACAUCAGUGAAGGAGAAAAAUCACUUAUUUACAAAACUUUAUAA